UAGCGGAUGUGUUUCCGGGUCGCUGGUUGUCGAGCAGUCAUUGCUGUUACCCCUACCUGUUAGCCGCAGCUGCGAGGAAGAAAGCCAGUAAAAAAUGCAAACGUCUAUAGUGAACUUCGCCGUUUUCUCAUUGUUGCAUGUUUUAUUGUCUUUGUCCUGUUUUCAAGAUGUUAUCGAAGCAGCCAGCGGGAGAGGAUUUGGAGAUAAUAUCAACUGGAGGACACUGGAUGAUGGAAAGAAGGAAGCCGAGGCCAGCGGGCUGCCGAUUAUGGUCCUCAUCCACAAGAGCUGGUGCGGAGCCUGCAAAGCACUGAAGCCCAAAUUUGCUGAAUCCAAGGAAAUCUCUGAACUGGCACACAACUUUGUAAUGGUCAACCUGGAGGAUGAGGAGGAGCCAAAGGAUGAGACCUUCAGCCCAGAUGGAGGAUACAUUCCUCGGAUUCUUUUCCUCGAUCCCAGCGGCAAAGUCCAUCCUGAAAUCACCAACAAAAACGGGAACCCCAACUAUAAGUACUUUUACAGCAACGCAGAACAGGUUGUGUCAGGCAUGAGGGAGGCGGAGGAGAAGCUGACGGGCGACGCCUUCAAGCGGGGUCACACUGGAGAUGAGCUGUGAGGAGGUGGAGGCGGGCUCCAGGCUGUAAGGGCUACACCUCCUCUACCUGAGCCUGGGCUUCAUCACUCCCGCUAACAGCCCUCCUCAUCAUUUCUACUCGUACAGCAAACAGCGGGCUCCGUCUCGCUGAUGGAGCAAAGCCGACCUUUUAAUGACAUCGGUGCUUGAGUAUUUCAUUUUGUCCUAAUUCUCCUGUCGUUGUUUUAAAAUCAUGCAAGUUACUGUUAACCAAAUGACUUGUACUGUACUUGCUGACUGUAGAGGAUAUAAUUAACUCAAGCUUGCCACGUUUCCUGGUAUUGGAUAUUAUCUUACUCAGUUAUGCUGUUAAAGCACAAAAAAAGCCUAGUUUUUUUUUUCAAUGGACAACCAUAACACGUGGUCUUUUUUUUAAGAGUCUAGAAGCAGAAAACAGCUGUGCCUGCCAUUUAUUUUCAUUUUGAUACAAACAUAACUGGGCUGAUGGUUUGAGGACAAAUGUCUCUUACAGCCUGAUGGCAGAUGGAAUUACUCAGACAUCAGCCCAUCCCUGCUCGUCCAGAUAUUUUCACCUCUGAUCAGCUUCUAAAGUUGUCAAGAUUACAUCUGUGCAAGCUGGUCCUACAAGAGAUCCUUUGUUUCUCAUGAUCAUAGAAAAAAUAAAUCAUUAUCUAAAGGAAAAAAAAGGUUUGUUGUGCCAAAAAAAUGAGCUUUAUCACAGUAAUGAUGGUUAACUCUUUUAGAAAUUACAGCAUUAUAUUAGUUUAGGGCUUGCCACUUGUUCCCUUUCUAGUUCUUCAUUAUUCAAUAAUAUUUAAACACCAACAGUGAUGUGCUUCCAAAGAUCCUCUACAGUUUUUAAGUUAUAUCUGCAGUGGUACUUACCAUGUGCACAACACUAGAUUUGUAUGUAUGAUUUAUGUCGGUGGUUCCCAACGGUUUUUCCAUAGAAGUAUCCACCCAAUUGCCAUCUUAAAAACAAACGUGGGACCCCCUCUUUGCUGCAUGGACAUGCAUAUUUUAAGGAUUAUCUCCAAGAUCGAGUUUUUUGGUGGAACGUCGUGUCUAGCUCAUCUUCAUAGCCAAGGUAUUCCACGUCCUUGAGGCUGUAAAUGUUGUGGUCCUACAUGUCACCAUGGGUUAAAGGAGAUUUAAUUUCUCCCUGAAGUAUGUUCAUAUGUCCAGUAAAUUGGUGCUCAAAUCAGAACAUAAAGAUGCUGUUAGAGCUCCUAAUUUGACUUUUUUUUUACUCUGUGAUCCAGUUUGCACAUGAAGACUGUUUGCACUGCCUGAUGUUUGAUUCAGGAUCCUGAAACCAUUAAAUGCAUCAAUCGGCUUUUGUACAGAAAAUCAAGUACUUUUUUAAAGAAUUAUCACUUGCAAUUUUAAUAAAACACACAACCUACAUAUGCAGUGUUCUGUGCAAGAGCAGCUUGAUGCGUUUUAUUCUCAGACUUUUUAUUACCCAGGAAAUGUGAUUUUAUUCACGUGCAAACAGUGACAUCCUUAAGUUGGGAACCAUUGAUUUUUAUACUAUAAUCCAGUCUUUCACAUAAUCCUGCUAAUUUCUGUGUACUUUGCUAUAUUUCAACCAUUUUGCUUUUGUUCUGCUGCAUGUGAAGUAACACCAGUCUUUCCUUUUACCAACGGCUUUGUUAGUUUCAAAAUGAGGGAUAAAAACUUUGGUGUCUUGAUGUAUUUUAUACAUGUACAAAGGCAAGUGUGCAGAUAAAAGUUUGUUGUACUGAG
Molecule: messenger RNA, 2344 nt
Organism: Melanotaenia boesemani (Boeseman's rainbowfish)
Lineage: Eukaryota; Metazoa; Chordata; Actinopteri; Atheriniformes; Melanotaeniidae
Gene: txndc12
Product: thioredoxin domain containing 12 (endoplasmic reticulum)
Exons: 7
Coding region: 95-616 (173 amino acids)
Cellular component (GO): endoplasmic reticulum
Source: RefSeq, a predicted model, not a curated record